Molecule: messenger RNA, 4299 nt
Organism: Eupeodes corollae
Lineage: Eukaryota; Metazoa; Arthropoda; Insecta; Diptera; Syrphidae
Exons: 5
Coding region: 1-4299 (1432 amino acids)
Biological process (GO): DNA repair; telomere maintenance
Molecular function (GO): nucleic acid binding; DNA helicase activity
Source: RefSeq, a predicted model, not a curated record
AUGACGUCUUUCGGCGCCUCAAAUAUAAUCAGAGAUGGAUUCAUGACUUUUAAGGUAAUUACUGAACACGACACUAACAAUGAGUUCUAUCGUGAGAUUGCAUCAAAUGUUUCAUGUAUGCAGAUUCAAGGUCAAAUCUAUCAUCGAAUUGGAUCGUUAUUACCAUGUUUGGAUUCCAAUCAUUCCUUUUUGCAAAUAUAUUUCAUGGGAAAUUCAGAUGUUGAAAUUGAACGGCGUUGUGUGGUGUCACAAAAUCCAAAUGAUGGUAAUGCAGUGAGAAGAGGAAUAAUUGAAAGAUUGCAGCAGUUUUUUCACGAUGAAAAUUGUUUGAUCAAAUUAUUUCAAACUGCCCUUGAUCAAAUGCCUUCGGAUUCUCAUAGAAUUGUUAUUCGGGCCGAUAAAGCACCUGGUGGAAUUCAUGCUGGAAGGUUAAACGCACCAACAAUUGAUGAAGUUGCCGUAUUAAUUGUGGAUGAAGGAGCGAGCAGUCGAGAUAUUGUACUUCUUCGUCGAGAUCAAAGUGUUGUGCAUGUUUCGGAAACUCAUCGUUGUUAUGAUGCGUUGCAGUACCCAAUUUUGUUUUGGCAAGGCGAGGAUGGUUACCAUUUCAAUAUUAAGAUGAAACAUCGUUUAACUGGCUUGGAAAUAGCAAAAAAAGUUAGUGCGAUGAACUAUUAUUCGUACAGAUUAAUGGUUCGGCUGAACGAAAUUAAUCAUAUAUUGAAUUGUAGAAGGCUUUGCAACCAAUUUAUAGUUGAUGUUUACGCUAAAAUUGAGUCUGAACGAUUGAAUUUUAUUCGAUUUAAUCAGAAAAAGUUAAAAUCCGAACAAUAUAUUCAUUUGCGCGAUGCAAUUCAGAAUGAUGGGAAUUUCAACGAUAUUGGCCAAAUGACAAUAUUACCAGCAACAUAUACUGGAAGUCCACGACACAUGCACGAGUACGCGCAAGACGCAAUGACGUACGUUCGGCAUUAUCAUCGACCCGAUUUAUGUAUUACAUUCACCUGUAAUCCUCAAUGGAAUGAAAUAAAGCAAUAUAUGUUUCAUGGUCAAAGUGCUUCUGAUCGCCACGAUAUUGUUGCGCGUGUGUUCAAGCAAAAAUUGAAAACGCUUAUGGAUUUUAUUGUCAAACAACAAGUGUUUGGAAAAGUUCAAUGUUGGAUGUAUUCUGUGGAAUGGCAGAAAAGAGGACUUCCGCAUGCACAUAUUUUGGUUUGGUUAGUUGAUAAAAUUACGCCAAAUGAAAUUGAUAGCGUAAUAUCAGCCGAAAUCCCUAAUCCAAUCAUUGAUCCAGGACUGUUUGAAUCAGUUACGAAGCACAUGAUUCAUGGACCAUGUGGGGCAUUAAAUGUCAACUCACCGUGCAUGGCUGAAGGAAAAUGCACAAAACGGUACCCAAGAGCAUUAAUAGCGGAAACAAUUUCUGGUAAUGAUGGUUAUCCGUUAUAUCGUAGGCCGUUACCUAAAGAUGAUGGCGAAACAGUUAUGGUGAAAUGCAAAAAUCAAGACAUUAAAAUUGACAAUCGUUGGAUCGUUCCAUAUUCGCCGCUAUUGUCCAAAACUUUUGGUGCUCAUAUAAAUGUUGAGUAUUGUAACUCAGUAAAAUCUAUCAAGUACAUAUGCAAAUAUGUUAACAAAGGAAGUGAUUUGGCCUAUUUUGGAAUUGCUGGGGAUAAAAGUGAUGAAAUCACUUCAUAUCAAUUAGGCCGUUAUAUUAGUACAAAUGAAGCAAUAUGGCGAAUUUUUUCAUUUGCAAUACACGAAAGGUAUCCAACUGUACUGCACUUGGCAGUUCAUCUUCAGAAUGGUCAACGUGUGUACUUCACCCCUGAGAAUGCGGCGCAACGAGCAGAACAGCCACCGAAAACAACGUUGACUUCAUUUUUGGAUCUGUGCAGAAAUGACGAAUUUGCUAAAACGUUAUUGUAUUCUGAAGUGCCACACACACAUGGAAUGAAUCUGCGAAAGUUUUUCAAAGACGGAAACAAGGGCAACCAGUACGAGGCCAUCCAAAUGUAUUUUCUACAGAAGCAUUGGGUCGUGUAUUUAAGAACAGUCCAUGGUGAAUUGUGUGCGACUUAUCGGCAAGCAUGCCAGCGUUUGAAUCUACUUGAAGAUGAUAUGCAUUGGGAAGCUACACUUGCUGAUUCCGUAAUUUCAUCAUCUCCACAUCAAAUACGAACAUUAUUUGCAAUUAUAAUAUCUACAUGCAGUCCAUCAAAUCCACUUGAAAUAUGGCAUAAAUUUCGUGAUGACAUGACGGAAGACAUUUUACUUCGAGUGCGACGUUCAGUUUCAAAUCCUGAAUUAGAAAUCACACCGGAAAUGCAUAACGAAGCUUUGAUUUUGAUUGAAGACAUGUGUAUAAUGAUUGCAAACAGAAUAUUAGUGCAGUUAGGAAUGAUAGCGCCUAAUCGUGUAGUUCAUGAUGUUAUUAAUCAAGAAAUGCAUCGUGAACAACAAUAUGAUCGUAAUCAAUUGAGAACAUUUGUGCAGUUAAAAGUUCCACAAUUGAAUAGUCAACAGAAAUAUGCUUAUGACAAAAUCAUGGAAGGUGUGAACAAUGAAGAAGGUGGAUUUUACUUUAUUGAUGCACCAGGAGGCACUGGAAAAACAUUUUUGCUGUCAUUGAUUCUGGCAACCAUACGAUCGGAUAAUAAAAUUGCUUUUGCAGUUGCUUCAUCUGGAAUUGCUGCUACCUUAUUAGACGGUGGUCGAACUGCGCAUUCUGCAUUUAAAUUGCCUUUGAAUAUAACAACGAUUGAAUCUCCUACGUGCAACAUUUCCAAAACGUCGGCAAUGGCAAAAGUUUUGCAGCAGUCUAAGAUAAUCGUAUGGGACGAAUGUACAAUGGCUCACAAAAGAUCAUUAGAAGCAUUAAAUCGAACCAUGCAAGAUCUUCGAGGAAAUGAAAGACUUUUUGGUGGCGCCUUUAUAUUGUUAUCAGGUGAUUUUAGGCAAACUUUACCUGUCAUUCCCCGAUCUACUGCUGCUGAUGAGCUAAACGCAUCUGAAUUUUCAAAACAACUUUUGGAAAUUGGGAAUGGUAAAGUUGCAGUCGAUAAAUCAACCGGAUUAAUAACAUUACCAAGCAAUUUUUGUAAUAUCACUCAAUCGAAAAAGGAGCUGGUUCAACGUGUGUUUCCAAAUAUAUUGCAGAACUACAGGAAUCAUGAUUGGUUGAGCGAACGCGCAAUAUUGGCAGGAAAAAAUAAAGACGUGAGCGAUUUAAAUGCAAGUAUUUUGCAAGAAAUAGAUGGCCAAUUUUUUGCAUACAAAUCAGUGGAUACGAUAAUAAAUGAAGAUGAGGUAGUGAACUAUCCUACUGAAUUUUUGAACUCACUUGAUUUGCCAGGCUUGCCAUCGCAUUAUUUGGCAUUGAAAGAGGGAGCACCGAUAAUAAUGCUCCGAAAUAUAAAUCAACCACGACUUUGUAAUGGCACCAGACUUUCCGUGAAAAAACUGAUGGCCAAUUUAAUUGAAGCAACUAUUCUGAGUGGUAAAUAUAGAGGCGAAAACGUUCUAAUCCCCCGAAUUCCAAUGAUUCCAUCAGAUAUGCCAUUUGAAUUUAAACGGCUUCAAUUUCCUGUCCGUCUUGCCUUCGCUAUAACCAUUAAUAAAGCUCAAGGUCAGACUUUGAAUAUUUGUGGCUUAGAUUUGGAGCAACCUGUUUUCUCGCAUGGACAAUUGUAUGUUGGUUGUUCACGUUGUGAGCUUCAGAAUAUUUUGUGGAGCGAUGAAACCAAGGUGAAUUUGUUUGGUUCGGAUAGCAAGCAUUAUGUUAGACGACCUCCUUGUCAAGAAUACAACCCUAAGUACACAAAAAAGACCAUUAAGCACGGUGGUGGAAGCAUCAUGGUAUGGGGUUGCUUCUCUUGGUAUGGAGUUGGGCCAUUGUUCUGGAUAAAGAACAUUAUGGAUCAAGAAAAAUAUGUGGACAUUUUGGAAAAUGUUAUGCUCCCUUACGCUGAUGACGAGAUGCCACUGAUUUGGAAGUUCCAACAGGACAAUGAUCCAAAACAUACCUCGAAAAAAGCAAAGGCCUGGUUUCAAGCAAGAAAAAUUAAAGUUCUCGAUUGGCCAGCUCAAUCACCUGACCUCAACUCAAUCGAGAACUUGUGGUCUGUAGUCAAGAAUGAUCUAGCUUCAAAAAAAAUUUCUAACAAGGCUGCCUUAUGGAAUGAAAUCAGGGAAGCUUGGGAAAAAAUUCCUGCAGAAACUUGUAGGAACCUUGUGGAAUCCUUGCCGCGAAGUUACGAAGCAGUAAUAAAAGCUAAUGGAAAUCCAACAAAAUAUUAA